UGCAACCCCAGCAAUCAAUGUAAGGUAGGGUUUUUCCUUCUUCUGAUUUGGGAAUCUCUAGGGUUUAUCUCUGGAAAACCUCUAUCCAUGGCUACCCCAAGCCAUAAAGGAAACCCCACAAAUUCAACCAAGAGAAAGAAAAACCACAAAAAUCCUGAAGCCAAUUUCCUCUAUGAGCUCAAUUCUUGCUCUAAAUCCAAAGACCUCGAAGCCGCAAUUUCUCUUUACGAGUCAGCUAUUUCCAACAAAACUCGCCUCAACCAGCACCAUUUCAACACCCUCCUUUACCUUUGCUCCACUAUUUCCACCGACCCAGAGUCCAAAAGCCUCGCUUUAACGUAUGGGUUUCGAGUUUUUGACCAUAUGAUAACCUUAAAUAUCCACCCUAAUGAAGCUUCCAUUACUGCCAUUGCCCGUUUAGCGGCGGCGAAAGGUGAUGGCGAUUACGCUUUUGAAAUGAUUAAAAAGUUGGGUGAUUAUCGGGUUUUGCCGCGGCUUCGUACUUAUGAGCCUGCAUUGUUUUGUUUUUGCCAGAAGUUGGAAGCUGAGAAGGCUUAUGAAGUUGAGGCGGAUAUAAAUAAGAUGGGAUUGAGCUUGGAGGAGCCUCAGAUUGCUGCUUUAUUGAAAUUAAGUGCGGAGACAGGGAGAGGGGAGGGAGUUUAUGAGUAUUUGCAGAAGUUGAGAAGGGGUGUAAGGUGGGUUAGUGAGGAGACGGGAAAGGUUUUGGAGGAUUGGUUUUCUAGGGAAGGAAGUGAGGUUGGUUUUGAGGGAGCGACAUAUGAGGUGAGUUUUGUGAAAGAGGCGGUUUUGAGGAAUGGUGGGGGUUGGCAUGGUUUGGGGUGGAUUGGGAAAGGGAAGUGGGUGGUGAGGAAAGGGAAGGUGGAGCCGAAUGGGCGGUGUUGUUGUUGUGGAGAGCGGUUGGGUUGUGUUGAUAUUGAUGAUGUGGAGACUGAGAAGUUUGCGCAGUCAGUUGCAGGGUUGGCUAUGGAGAGGGAAGUUAAGGCUAACUUUAGGGAGUUUCAGGAGUGGUUGGAACAAAAUGCUGAUUAUGAAGCCAUAGUAGAUGGAGCAAAUAUUGGGCUCUACCAACAAAAUUUUGCAGAGGGUGGAUUCAGUAUUCUUCAGCUUGAUGCUGUCAUAAAAGAAAUGUAUGGUAGAAGUGGGAAUAAAUGGCCACUCAUCAUCCUGCAUAAUAAACGUGUACGAGCUCUCCUGGAAAAUCCUUCCUACAGAAAGCUGGUUGAAGAAUGGAUGAAUAAUGGUUUUCUUUAUACAACACCUCAUGGUUCCAAUGAUGACUGGUAUUGGCUCUAUGCUGCUGUAAAACUUAGAUGUCUGCUUGUGACAAAUGAUGAAAUGCGGGAUCACAUUUUUGAACUCUUAGGAAGCAGCUUCUUUCUCAAGUGGAAAGAAAGGCACCAGGUUCGAUAUACUUUUCCCAAAGGAAUUCUGAAACUUCAGAUGCCACCGUCAUAUUCUGUUGUCAUUCAGGAAUCAGAAAAAGGAUCAUGGCAUGUCCCCAUUGUAUGUGACGGCAAUGAGGAGUCUGCUAGAACUUGGCUCUGCAUUACCAGGCCAGGUGCUUGUGAAGAUCUAGGUAAAACUGCUUCCAAUAUAGAAACUUGUGAAAAUGGUAAUGGUCCCUGCUGCAAGUCAGAGAUGUCGAACACAGGUGAUUUUGAGAUACUCCCAAGUGACAAUAGAAAUCAAGCUAGUCAGGAUUUCUUUCAAAUGUCCUAUGCUGAAACCCCAUCUAUUACGGGUAAAAGGAAAGAGAGAUCCCCAUAAUUCACACGGUUAGUGCUAUUUAUAAAUGGCAAGCUGAAGCUGCCUGUUUCAAGCCCAUAGUCGUUUUGCACCUGCAUUGUUUUCAGCCAAUCGGAAUAAUCUAAUUUUGGCUCCAAUUUUCUAUACGGAGCUAGGACAUCCAUCCCUUGUAACACCAGUGUUGUAGCGUACACCAGUUACGUUGUAUUUCUCUGAGUUAUUUCGAGGAAGAAGGUCAAAAAGAAUAAUUAAGAUCGAUUUUGCAGUCUUACGUGCCAUCUUAUAAAGGAAAUUUCAUAUCA
Molecule: messenger RNA, 2069 nt
Organism: Theobroma cacao (cacao)
Lineage: Eukaryota; Viridiplantae; Streptophyta; Magnoliopsida; Malvales; Malvaceae
Product: proteinaceous RNase P 2
Biological process (GO): tRNA 5'-leader removal
Molecular function (GO): ribonuclease P activity; protein binding
Source: RefSeq, a predicted model, not a curated record